Messenger RNA from Colletotrichum navitas, 435 nucleotides. RefSeq lists its product as uncharacterized. Lineage: Eukaryota; Fungi; Ascomycota; Sordariomycetes; Glomerellales; Glomerellaceae. The transcript has a single exon. The record is from RefSeq and is a predicted model, not a curated record. The coding region runs from base 135 to 377 and encodes 80 amino acids.
UGCGUGUUUGUCUCAUCGAACAGCCUUCCUCGUUAAGGCGUUGUCUUUUGGCUCGUCUGGCGCAUACACCCGCCGGUAACCAGUCUACUCCAGAUCUCGCACUGUAGAUCACUUGUAUCUUUUGACGAUGAUCCAUGCCAAGGUGUGCUUCUUCUGGGGGGGGUUUUUUUUUGUCCUUGUUCUUUUUUUCUUUAUUAGCUGGUACUCCAACAAAUGAUGCGAGGCCAUCCUGUGGCGCGGCUACAUUUGAAUCAGCCAGCGAUCAACCAAGGCGGUUAUUGUGUGGCCAGCUCCAACACCAACUUUGGCCCAUUGAACUCCUCGCCGAGCUCGGAAUUCACCGUCUCAGCGAACAGCAACUUCGUUUGGUUGUCUAGUCGCAAGUGAAGGCUACCGUACCCUCCAGCUACUUACCGCUGGCGUGUGAGCUGUACC